Molecule: messenger RNA, 1353 nt
Organism: Mesorhabditis belari
Lineage: Eukaryota; Metazoa; Nematoda; Chromadorea; Rhabditida; Rhabditidae
Source: the annotation of a GenBank genome assembly
AUGACAUCCUUUGUUCGUCAUAUGUUUCGCUCAAAGAAAAGCUCAUCGAAUAAAGAAAAUGAUGCGGGCAAACGCUCAACUCUCAACCGAACAUAUCAAGGAGAUUUGGAAAGAAUUGGAGAGAAUUCCCUGCUUUCCGAGCCACAAAGAAGACAUUUAGAGUUACUCCCUUCAAACCCGUAUUCAAUUGUAACUGAACCAAAGAAAAAUCGUGGACCUCGAUCAUGUCCAGGCGGAGUACAACGAGCAGAAAUCGAUCAUCGACCGCUGAGACAUACCCAACCGCGUCCAGACAUGAAUCAAUCAUAUCGAGCCAGUUCUUCGAUGUCAAAUCGGCGCGGAGAGAAAUUUCGUUAUGGAGUUGAGGAACUUUUUGAAUGGGAUGAUCCACCAAGAGAUGCACGAGAUGAGAAGAUUGCAAGGUUACAAGAGAAACUCUCACGGAGUAAGAUUCGCGAGUUGAGACUUCAAGAUGAGGUCACGCGUUUAGCUGAUGAGUUGCAGGAUGCGAAAGCGGAAGAAAUGGAGGCGAGAGAUGACGCUGAACAUUACAAGCACAAAUUCAAAAAACUUCAAAUGCAACGGGAAGUUGAUCGAAAAAUGCUUCACAAGAUUAGCGCUGAAUUGCAGAGAGCACAGAGGAGAGUGUUGGAUCUUGAAGCUGAUUCGGGCAAUGAUUCAGCUCUUCUAUCCCAUCAGAACAAUCUCGGGAAAACAAGGAUCGAAAGCGGAGCUGGAGAGGCGUUGUGCAGACUGAAUGAACCAUUGUAUGAGAAUGAGAAGAGAAUCAACAAUUCACAAAUCAGCCGUCAACCAUCUGGACAUACAAAUACGGAAGAUGAGGAUGAGGUUCGAAUCUUUCGCCGAGAUGAGAGCAGUGAUGAAACGGAAAAACCAAGAGAGUUCAGGAAUUCAAACGAUUUAAAGCUGAGUCGUCAGAAUACGAAUGUCACUUUGAAUGAGCUGCCGAUCGGUUGUUCCUCAUCAGAAACGGAUCUUUCUUCAUCAGAUCGUCUAAACGGCAACGAUUUUGAAGCAUCUUUUCAUCAACAAUUAAAAAUGCCAACCUCAUCAACGCCACAUCGUCGUCGACUCACCAAUGAGCCAUUUAUAACACCCUUCGAGGAGAAUAUGACGGCAAGCAGUGAUGAGGAGAGAUACGCUUUCUUGGAGAGGCAGCUGAGGAGGAAAGGAGAGGUCGUUCGCUACAAUCCUCCCCGACAACAGCUCAGUCAGCGUCAUUUUCGGAGAAAAUUCAGUCAACCGGAACGCGAAGCACUUUUGGAGUUCAAAUAUUUGAUGGAUAUGAGCACUGAUGUUUCUGGAUUAAUCAGCAGUCCUGAAGCUCGAUCA